GCUCUCAAGGGGAGGGUGGAUCUUUUCUGGAAUGUCACAUUCCAUCUUACAUGCUUGCAUCAUUUCCUUCAGAUUGGACCAAGAUUCAUACAAUUGUCCAGAAAUGGCAAAAUUACACAACAAAGAAAAGCCCCGACAGUAUCCUCAUUGGCUCGUCCCACCCGGCAAACCUGGAACUCUACGGAACCAAAGAUCUUCCUGAGCUUGACAUCGUCGUCAACUUUGAGCUUGUCCCUGAAAGCCCCUCCGGUUUCUAUACCGCUGCAAACUUCAAGAAAAUCAUAACUGACUACAUCAAAAAACUUUCCAAAGAUAACUGGCCAAGCUGGGCGUUAACCAGUUGGGUUCACGGUCGAGUCGGGAGCAAUGUCGACAGCAAACUGGCGAGGUCGUUGGAUGCGCUUUUGUUGAUGUUACCCGGAACACCUAUUGUAUUUUACGGUGAUGAAAUUGGAAUGCAGAAUGUGAAUAACCCUGGCAAUGCAGCAGUAGACAUCAACAAAGCCCCGAUGCAGUGGGAGAAUUCGACAAAUGCAGGUUCGUAUAUUUACAAAGUGGAAUUGCAAACUGUUCCAGUGCAGUAUGGUAAAACCCUGCAAUAAGAACUUAGAUUUUUCAAAGUUAGCCUAAACAGGUUCUUAUGUUGUACGAUUCUUACCAGAAAAUUGGGCUAAACAGGUUUUUAAAUAAGUUCUUAUUUUCUUAAGAAAAAAAACCAACUCAUUUUUGGUAGGUGUGGUAUAUAAUUUAUAUAAAUUAUGCACAAAUUAGUCCAACAGGUUCUUAAAUUCUAAGUUCUUAUAUGGCAGGGUUUCACUGUAUUAAUUAAGCAAAUAUGCUAUCACUGCUAUUAAAAACAGCAGAAUCCAAAAUUCAUUACUUCAGAAUUGGCUUGCAAAAAUGCAUUCUAUUUUACGUUUUGAAAGUUAAAAAUUGUUAGAAUGCCAGGAUUUAAAAAAAAAUAAAAAAUCAAAUUUACCGAUCCGAUAAAUUCCGAUCCGAUUGGCCAAUUUAUCAGUGGUUUCUGAUAUGUGUUAACACGAAAUUCCAACAUCAAAAUUUGGGCAAAAUGUUACCAAAACAUAACAAGAGUUAACAGACCAGUAACAGAAAUGUCAUUAGGAUAGUCGAAGAUUGAAUCGACUCAAUUUAUUUCAGAAAAGUAUCCUGGUAAACGACUAACGGCAUUAAGUACAUCUGAUACUUCCUUUGUGGAAGAGCGUCUGUCAUGCAAACCUGCUCAGUUUUCUUUACAAAGAUCGCAAGUGAAAGCCAGAACGAUAUAUAUAUCCGGACCACUGAUUUUAUGUUGAUGUGAUCGACCGAUAACCGACAUGCUUGAAAGUUGACGAUUAUCGGCUUGUGCCGAUUAAUUGCCGAUUUAUCGGCUCAUCCAGUGCCUGCAAGACAGCCAAUUCAAAAGCUUCUUCAGGACUGUUUAUGCAAUAUUUUUUCAUUCUGUUUUAGGUUUCACUUCAGGCAAGUCUACUUGGUUCGGUGCUGUAGGUAACUACGAAUACACAAAUGCCAAAGACGACCAACUUGACAUGAGGAAAAUGUUCACAGAUGCUGUGAAACGACGGAUGGAGAAUGUAAGCGCACUCCUUGAUGGUCCGCUAGCGAACUUUACUGUAAUCGCCAAAGGAGAUGUGUUGGCGUACACCUUCGUAGAUAAAGUACCCAGAUUUGCAGUGGCCAUAAACUUUGGUAAGACUGAGGAUACAAUUAAUCUCAUUGAACUACUCGGUGCCAAAAGUGCUACCCUGAAUUAUCACACGGCUGAUACGAAACCAGGCGAAAUAAGCUUGGAUGCUGUAAAAGUCCCUCCACAAGCGUUGUAUCUUUUCAACGUCACUGAACGAAUGAAAUAGCAUUGAUUGCUGACAUUCACUUUGACUCAUUAUGGUAUUAUAGUUUAGUGUUUAAUUUAAAGGCUGAUACUAGUGUAAAGUACUUGUAUUUUAGAUUCUUUUCAUUCAAAUAAAAGUU
Paramuricea clavata is the source of this 1989-nucleotide messenger RNA. NCBI's taxonomy places the organism in Eukaryota, Metazoa, Cnidaria, Anthozoa, Malacalcyonacea, Plexauridae. The record is from the annotation of a GenBank genome assembly.